AUGUCUCGUCCUCGUCGUGAUACGCUCUCCGUCGAUGUGCCGCCCAUCCCACUCGUCCCGACGGCUUCCCCGCCCCUGCCUCCGAGCGCCGCCUCGCCGAUUUCGCCUUCCUCGCCUUCCCUCUCCCCGCUCAACCCUCCCUCGCCCAUCAUCACAGCCACGCCAGCUUCCGAUGCGAACUGCGCCCCUUCUCCUCGCGGGCACUCGCGCACCGACUCGCUCGCCGCCAGUCUUGCGUCGCACGCGGCGAGCCACUCCCGCUCAACGUCGAUGAGCUCGCUGCACUCCCGUUCCUCGCGCCCCGGCUCGAUCUCGCUGCCGCCGACACCGACGCUGAUCCCCGACGCGGCUGCUAGGGAGUUCGCGACGAACUCGCUCGCUCUGAUCCUGCCGCACCCUUCCCUCUUCCUCCCCGAGGCCCUCGCCCUGCUCCGCAGGCACUUUGAGCGCUUCGGCGGUCUGACGCACUUUGCGCCGAUCAGGGCCAUGGGCCGCGUGAUUCUCGUGUUCGACUCGGUCGACGCGGCCCGCAAGGUGAAGGACGCGGACGACUUCCUCAAGCUCGACGUCGACGCUACGCCGAACCCUGUCGAGGGUACUACGGACAGCGGAGGAUACUUUGACCGCACCAAGAAGGGGGAAAGGGGAGCUGACCACAGGCUGACUCUCCGCCUGUACGCCUUGCCGCCGCAGAAACCCUCAGAGCCAGCGCACCUCCAAGUGCCGGAGCACGAGCGCAACUUCCUCAUCAGCCCCCCUGGUUCUCCUCCGGAAGGCUGGGAGCCCAUCACCGAGGAAGGACCCAAUGCGACCCCGCUGGCUGACGAUCUGCGCCGCGCUCUCGAGGCCCUGCAGUUUGCCGGCUCGGGACCUAAUGUGAUUCUGGAUGAGGGAGGCGUCACGGUCAGUGUCGAGGACACUGACGCGGUCGAGAAGCCCCGCUGGGAUGCGGAGAGGGAGUGGGGAGACGAGGAGCCCGAGGCGCCCCCGGGGAUCUGGGACGCUCCUGGCCAGACGCCCGCGGGUAAGGUGCGUAUCGUCCCCACUGCGAUGCCGCCGAGGGAGUAG
Molecule: messenger RNA, 1068 nt
Organism: Trichosporon asahii var. asahii CBS 2479
Lineage: Eukaryota; Fungi; Basidiomycota; Tremellomycetes; Trichosporonales; Trichosporonaceae
Product: calcineurin-binding protein - related protein
Exons: 2
Coding region: 1-1068 (355 amino acids)
Biological process (GO): calcium-mediated signaling
Cellular component (GO): nucleus; cytoplasm
Molecular function (GO): calcium-dependent protein serine/threonine phosphatase regulator activity
Source: RefSeq, a predicted model, not a curated record